GCCCAAACUCCGAUAAGUUGAAAACACCUAUCUCCAACCGAUUGUGUCGAAAGUACCACCCCUACCGCCUUAUCUUCCGUGUGGCAAUUCACACAACUUCAAAACGUUUUCCAAAUUGCAAGGGCGCCGCUUGCUCCAUACAGCCAUGAACACUCGCAUUUUACCCGUAGACACGUCCUCCAUCACAUUCGGCUCCUCCGACGAGCCUAUCAUCAGCGAUGCGGUCACCAGAAAAAACCUACUAGCCGCAGCGGCUAUUCUCCAUGACACCACUGACGUUGUUGGGUUCCCUACUGAAACCGUAUACGGUUUGGGGGGCUCUGCUCUCAGCGACGAAUCGGUCAGAUCUAUCUACCGUGCCAAGAACCGACCAGCAGACAACCCGUUAAUCGUACACGUCUCCUCCUUAUCUCAGUUGAAGCGCAAGAUUCUUCCUGAAGACUAUGAGAUUCCCGAGAUCUAUACUCCGUUGCUUGCAAAGUUCUGGCCAGGGCCCUUGACCAUCUUGCUUCCCGUCUUCCCCAGCUCCCCUCUCUCACUGCUUGUCACUGCCAACCAGCCUACCUUUGCGGUUCGCAUUCCGGCCCAUCCCGUCGCCCGGGCGUUAAUCGCGUUGAGCGAUACCCCGAUCGCUGCUCCCUCUGCUAAUGCCUCCACCAGGCCGAGCCCUACCCUCGCCAGCCACGUGUAUGCGGACCUUCAGGGUAGGAUCCCGAUGAUUUUAGACGGUGGUGCGUGUGACGUCGGAGUGGAAUCAACCGUUGUAGAUGGUUUGGUGAGCCCGCCGAUGUUGUUGAGACCGGGUGGGAUUUCCGUCGAGGACAUCCGAAAAUUCGGUGGCCUGGCUUGGGAGAAUGUCGUGCUAGCCAAGAAAACCGCGGGGAAAAUGGAAGCCGUGAGAACUCCCGGUAUGAAGUACAGACACUAUUCACCCAAGGCCAAGGUGGUGUUGUUUGUGAACUCUGGAACUGGUGCCAGAGUGGAGGAAUACAUUAUCAAGAAUGGGUUGCAGAACAAGAAGUGCGCGUUGUUGAAAUCUCGGUUCUUUGAGAGCUCCCCGUUGAUCCAGGUGGAGAGAGACAUGGGCACGACUGGCGCUGACAUCUCGCGCAACUUGUUUGCCAUGUUGAGAGAGGUGGACGAGAUGGGAGUGGAUGUCAUCUUUGUUGAGGGCAUCGACGAGUCGAAUGAGGGAUUGGCGGUGAUGAAUCGGUUGAGCAAGGCUGCAGGCGAGAUUGUCGAUGGUGGAUUGUAACGAAAAGGCUGUAACGGUAUCUGUAUAUAGAUUGCAGACAUGUAAUGACUUAAUUUCUCGUAGAUAGAAUCAAAGAGGGCAGAAACUGGCAUGAGCAGAACCGUAGGCUGAUGAAUAGUCUAAGAAG
This is a messenger RNA of Babjeviella inositovora NRRL Y-12698, 1382 nucleotides long. Its product is annotated as threonylcarbamoyladenylate synthase. The record is from RefSeq and is a predicted model, not a curated record. Gene Ontology annotation, biological process: regulation of translational fidelity. Gene Ontology annotation, cellular component: cytoplasm. Lineage: Eukaryota; Fungi; Ascomycota; Pichiomycetes; Serinales. Gene Ontology annotation, molecular function: double-stranded RNA binding; nucleotidyltransferase activity; tRNA binding. The transcript has a single exon. Bases 146 to 1255 code for a protein of 369 amino acids.